Teleopsis dalmanni is the source of this 690-nucleotide messenger RNA. RefSeq lists its product as uncharacterized. The record is from RefSeq and is a predicted model, not a curated record. Bases 1 to 690 code for a protein of 229 amino acids. The transcript is spliced from 2 exons. Lineage: Eukaryota; Metazoa; Arthropoda; Insecta; Diptera; Diopsidae.
AUGCCUGUCACAAACUUACAAGAAGAUGAAAAAUGUCAAGAACUAUAUAAAACAACUACAACAAAAGAUACAGAUGGUAGAUACAUUGUGCAAAUUCCAUUUAAAGAAGAAUUGUCCUUAGGGAAUUCUAGAAAACAAGCAGUAGUUAGACUAAUCAGCCUAGAGAAGGAAAUGAAGAAAGAAAUUAAGUCAGAAUACAUAGAGUUUAUGCGAGAAUACGAACGUUUAGGUCAUAUGGUUAAAGCAGAAAAUCAAAAUGAAGGGUUGUACUAUAUGCCACAUCAGGCUGUAAUUAGAGAAGCAAGUUCAACAUCGAAACUACGUGUAGUUUUUGAUGCGUCCGCUAAAACAACUAAUGGAAAUAGUCUUAAUAAUAUCAUGAUGAUCGGACCGCGAUUACAAAAAGAUAUAUUUGACAUAAUAAUAAAAUGGAGAUUAUGGAAAUUCGUGGUGACACCAGAUGUGGAAAAUAUGUUUAGACAAAUAAAAAUUGCAGAAGAGCAUCAAGAUUAUCAACGCAUACUCUGGAGAGAAAAUCCAACAGACAUAAUUGAGGAAUUUAAACUAACCACAGUCACUUUUGGAACUGCUUCGGCUCCAUUUUCAGCAAUUCGCACAUUACAACAAAUUGCUGACACUAUAAUAGAGGCAUUCUUAUUAAAAAUAAAAUUAAAAAUGAUUUUUAUAUGA